Molecule: messenger RNA, 3830 nt
Organism: Nerophis ophidion (straightnose pipefish)
Lineage: Eukaryota; Metazoa; Chordata; Actinopteri; Syngnathiformes; Syngnathidae
Product: vimentin A2-like
Exons: 9
Coding region: 25-1404 (459 amino acids)
Biological process (GO): intermediate filament organization
Cellular component (GO): cytoplasm; intermediate filament; axon
Molecular function (GO): structural constituent of cytoskeleton
Source: RefSeq, a predicted model, not a curated record
GCGUGACCCACAGAGCUCGCCGUCAUGUCGUCUUUCAGAACCUCAGCGCCUCAUUCCUCCUACAGGAAGAUGUUUGGCGGGGAUCGAGGCGCGCUCAGGAGCAGCUCCUACAGCCGCCAGUACUCCAGUCCCGUGCGCACCACCCGGGUGUCCUACGGGCUGUGGUCGGCGCCCGCCAGCAUCUACGCGGCCAAGACGCAGCGGCUCCGGAGCAGCGCGGCCAUGCCCCGGCUGGCCUCCGAGCACCUGGACUUCACGCUGUCCGACGCCAUCAACAGCGAGUUCAUCGCCAACCGCACCAGCGAGAAGGCGCAGAUGCAGUCGCUCAACGACCGCUUCGCCAGCUACAUCGAGAAGGUGCGCUUCCUGGAGCAGCAGAACAAGAUCCUGCUGGCCGAGCUGGAGCAGCUGCGCGGCAAGGGCACGUCCCGGGUGGGCGACUUGUACGAGGAGGAGCUGCGGGAGCUGCGGCGCCAAGUGGACCUGCUGACCAACGACAAGGCCCGGGUGGAGGUGCACCGCGACAACCUGGCCGACGACAUCCAGCGACACCGAGACAAGUUGCAGGACGAGAUAUCACUGCGGGAGGAGGCCGAGGCAAACAUGCAAUCCUUCCGACAGGAUGUGGACAAUGCUGCCCUGGUCAGACUGGACCUGGAGAGGAAGGUAGAGUCCCUCCAAGAGGAAAUUAACUUCCUCAAAAAGCUACACGAUGAGGAGAUGCUGGAACUGCAGAAGCAGAUCCAAAUGCAGCAACACGCACAAGUGGACAUGGCGGAAGUGGCAAAGCCUGACCUGACUGCCGCUCUGAGGGACGUCCGUCUGCAGUACGAGAACCUGGCCUCCAAAAACAUCCAGGAGUCUGAGGACUGGUACAAAUCCAAGUUUGCCGACCUCACUGAAGCGGCGGCCCGCAAUAACGAGGCUUUGAGAGCGGCUAAGCAGGAGGCCAACGACUACAGACGUCAGGUGCAGGCUCUCACCUGCGAGGUGGAUGCCCUCAAAGGAAGCAAUGAGUCCCUGGAGCGCCAGAUGAGUGAAAUGGAGGAGAACUUCUCCAUGGAGACGGGAGGCUUCCAGGACACCAUCGCCCGCCUGGAGGACGACAUUCACAGCAUGAAGGACGAGAUGGCCCGUCACCUGCGGGAGUACCAGGACCUCCUCAAUGUCAAGAUGGCCCUGGACAUUGAGAUCGCCACCUACAGGAAGCUGCUGGAAGGAGAGGAGAGCAGAAUCAACACCCCUCUGCCAAACUUUUCAUCCCUGAACCUGAGAGAAACCAUGCUGGAUUCCAGACCUCACAUUGAAACCACAAUAAACAAGAAGGUUCUCAUCAAGACCAUCGAGACCAGAGACGGUCAGGUGAUCAACGAGUCGACCCAGAACCAGGAUGACAUGGAGUAAUACUUCUAAUGAGCCUUGGGCCAAAAGACCAACAGAAGAGCAAUAUUUUCAAUUAUAUUCCACCCACAGUUACACAAAAAUAGCUUCUCAAAGUGCCUUUUAUAUGUGAUGAUUGUGUAAGUAGUCGUUGGGUUUCCAUCUUUUAUCGACAAAAUGUUGGUUUUGUUUUGGCCAAUUUUGUUUAGACACAGUUAAGAUGCACAACAACACACAGUCAGCCACACAAAGGUUUACAAAGGACCAUUAGAGCCACUAAAUAUUCUACGAAGAUUCUCAAGGCUUUUAACCGAUCGCAGCUGGACAGUUCAGUUUGUCUAAGAAGACGUUUCACUUUUCUUCCGAGCUCCGUCAGACUUAAAGCUGAACUAACGCUGGUCUACGACCAUGAACUGAUGAACGCUGAACUAACGCUAGUCUAUGACCAUGAACUGAUGAACGCUGAACUACCGCUGGUCUAUCACCAUGAACUGAUGAACGCUGAACUAACGCUGGUCUACGACCAUGAACUGAUGAACGCUGAACUAAUGCUGGUCUACGACCAUGAACUGAUGAACGCUGAACUAACGCUGGUCUACGACCAUGAACUGAUGAACGCUGAACUAAUGCUGGUCUACGACCAUGAACUGAUGAACGCUGAACUACCGCUGGUCUAUGACCAUAAACUGAUCAGGCUGCUCCAAUGAGAGGCCUUUAAACGUCCUCUAAGACAAACUGAACAGUCCAGUUAGGAUGGAGUCCCUGCCCUGAGAAUACAAUAACCUGAUGAAUGACAAUAUUCACAGGUAUUAGAGAUGCACGGUUUGCGGUCUCAUCCGCGGAGUCCGCGGAUAAACCGCGGGUCGGGCGGUUGACCUGACGAAAAAAUAGAUUUUAACUAGAUUUGGGCGGGUGGCGGUUGAACCAUCCGUAAAUAUUUGAUAUGCAUGGUUCUGUGAUCAGUAUCCUUUGCCAUUCAAAGUGCCAUUUAAGACCCGUGUCAUAAAGCAAAGAAGACAAUAAGAGACGCUAUUAUUCUCCUGAAUAACUGCUGGUAGUCACCCAGAUAAUAAGUAUUUGGGCGUGCUAUGAAGCCAUUGGCUCUGUCGUCUACUACAACAUGUACGAUCUGCUUGUCAGUCCAGCAUCAUGUUGUGUGUGGCUUCCACGGCAACACGACUGCAAGGCAUACUGGGUGACACAGUGUGCACUAAUGGUUGUGAUAUAAACAAUUUUAACACUCUUAGUAAUAUGCGCCACACUGUGAAGCCACACCAAUUAAGAACGACAAACACAUUUCGGGAGAACAUCCUCACAGAAAACCAACAAACACAACACAACAAAUACCCAUAAUCCUUUGUAUUCAUGACAAUUCCUGACUAUUUUAUACACCCCCGCUAGCAGCAAACCCCGCCUCCCCCUCCCCCCCAGGAAGUGUCACGGAUACAAAGGAUUCUGGGUAUUUGUUGUGUUGCGUUUAUGUUGUGUUACUGUGAGGAUGUUCUCCCGAAAUAUGUUUGUCAAUCAUGUAUAGUGUGGCUUCACAGCGUGGCGCGUAUUAGUAAGUGUUAAAGUUGUUUAUAUCACAACCAUCAGUGUACUCUGUAUCACUCAGUAUGCCUUUCAAUCUUGAACGUGUAAUUGCGGAAGCUGCACACAACAUGUUGCCGGACCAAAAAUCGGUACGUACAUGCUGUCGAAGGUGUCUAAGGCAAUGGCUUCACAGCACGCCCAUAAUCUUGUAAUCAGAAUGAACGCCAUUGGAUAGUUGCGGGAACGUUAGCUGCUCCAAUUGUCAUCACUCUGUGAAACAGGUUUAAAUAGUUCUGUGAGUGGUAAAGGCGGACAACCUGUGAUGUAUUAUAGGGGACGGUUAGCGGGCGGGUACAGUCCUGGUAAAAUGUUAGUUCGGGUGGACGACGGGUGAAUGACGACUUUGGUGAUGCGCAUGCGGAUGAUAUAAUUACCUAUCAGCGCAUCUCUAACAGGUAUACUGUCAACAUUACCUUUUAAACUUGCCAAAAAAAAGAUGCAGAUUAAAGGAAAGAGUUGGAAAUGUUGUAGUUUUACGAGAUUCAAGAUGUUUUUGUAGAAAACUGUAUGUAUGUAAGAAUAAAUGCUCCAAAUGUCACUCAUGGGAGUUAAGACAAAACAUCACAGGACACAAUUCAUUACAAUUUGACUGCAGGGUCUUAUAAAGGACUUUUUUUCUCAAGAUCAUAAUGUCUUCUGGAAAAUAUGACUUUUUUUCUCCAAAAAAAAAAAAAAGAACCAUGUACUUAAACCCGUUUUUUAUCUUUUCAACGUGGCUUUAAAAGUCCUUUGUAGACGUCCUACAAACAUCUUCAUUUGUUGUCCAUUUUGUGCGCAAACACACCAGCAGCAGUCCCGAAUGUGAGAAAUCAUGUCACAAUUCCCCGUAAGCAGCAAUAAACUAAUAAGAUUGUGAA